Messenger RNA from Cuscuta campestris, 1916 nucleotides. NCBI's taxonomy places the organism in Eukaryota, Viridiplantae, Streptophyta, Magnoliopsida, Solanales, Convolvulaceae. The record is from the annotation of a GenBank genome assembly.
ACCAUAUUGGUUGUCGCCUUCAACCUCACAUAUGCAUCUACUCUAACAAAGUUCAUUCUGACCUGAGAAAAUGGCUUCAUGACAAUGUUGGCCCAGAAGUUGCUGCUUCAACUAGGAUCAUCUAUGGAGGUUCUGUGUCUGAAGCAAAUUGCAAAGAGUUGGCAACAAAGCCCGAUGUGGAUGGGUUUUUGGUUGGCGGAGUUUCUCUAAAGCCUGAAUUUAUCGAGAUAAUCAAGUCUGCCACUCUCAAACAAAAUGCUUGAAGAAGAUCCUCGUCUGAUGCCCGCCACCUCUUCUUUGCAAUGAAGUUAUGUUUCUGGUUUCUCUUUUGAGCCUAAAUAUAGUCAUGUGUGAUCUUGUUUGAUUUGUCUUAACAUAUAGAUUAUUAAUAUAUAAUUUCUAUAAUUUUUUAAUAUACAAAUUACAAGAUAAAAUGGAUUAAAGAAGUGUAUUGGAUGGUGUGUAAAAAUGAAAGUGGACAAAUAUUCUAGGACGGAGGUAGUACUCCCUUUGUCCUCCCAAAAAAGUUGUUCUGGUAUGACUUUUAAGCUAACUUUGAUCAUAAAUCAAAAAUUGAUUUAAAUGANCUGAUAAAACUAUCCGUCUUUUUCUUUACCCCAAAUUCUCAAACUAAUGUAAUACUCCCUCUGUCUCGGAGUAUUCGUCCAGUUUUGAUUUUUGGAACUGUUCAUCUAAGCACUUUGACUCAUCAAAUUCUCUCAAUGUGUAAGCCUAAAUAUAGUCAUGUGUGAUCUUGUUUGAUUUGUCUUAACAUAUAGAUUAUUAAUAUAUAAUUUCUAUAAUUUUUUAAUAUACAAAUUACAAGAUAAAAUGGAUUAAAGAAGUGUAUUGGAUGGUGUGUAAAAAUGAAAGUGGACAAAUAUUCUAGGACGGAGGUAGUACUCCCUUUGUCCUCCCAAAAAAGUUGUUCUGGUUUUGGAUUACACCCUUUAAGCUUUUUCCAUUCCCCGCUCUAUACCCGUGUUUCCCAUUCCCUUUCGUUAUCCUAACGCUUCUACCCCUUCGGCCCUUCCCCAACCCUCCCAUUUUCCUAGUCGCUGAUCCAUUUCUUCCUCGCCGCCACACAUCUUCUCGCAAUCUCGCCGCCGCUGCAACUCCAUCCGCCACAGUAGGAUGGAGGAAGGCAAUGCGAGUAGCGGCGGAAGGGUGUACUAUAUCUAUCAUGCCUAUUUAAUGACUCCCGUGCCCUUGCCCUACCCGACUAACUUCCUACCGGCCCUUCUUUUUAAUCCAAUAUUAAUAAAAUCUUCCGCCCCAAAAAAUCAAUGGAUAUGGAAGCGAUGCACGGGAUGGCGCCGUCGUCCGCCGCCGCGAACGGCACCGCGCACCGCCGCCACAUGAUGAUGAUGCACAUGACGUUCUUCUGGGGAAAGGACACCGAGGUCCUCUUCUCCGGCUGGCCUGGAUCGGGCCACCUCGGCAUGUAUCUGCUUUCCCUGUCCGUCGUUUUCGGAUUGGCGGUUCUGAUCGAGUGGCUGUCGAAUUGCAGUUACAUCAAGGACUCCGCCGACCACGUGGCGGCCGGAAUCGCGCAGACCGCCCUGUACGGAUUCCGAAUCGGGCUUGCCUAUGUCGUGAUGCUCGCCGUGAUGUCUUUCAACGGCGGCGUGUUUCUGGCGGCCGUCGCUGGACACACGCUCGGGUUUUUCUUCUUCGGGAGUCGGGCUUUCAACAAGGCGCCGCCGCCGCCGCCAGCGACGGCGUACGGGAAGACCACCGAUCUUCCGCCUAUGAGCUGUAACUGCUGAGAAAUUUAUCAUUUUGAAAUUUGAAUAACUCCGUAAGAAAUACUGUACAAAAGCAAGGUUUUUAAAUGUUUAUUGAUAUUGAUGAACCUCAAUCCUCCAAGUCUCCGUGUCUCCGAGCUCAGUUAUCAAUAAAUGUAUAUUGAUUAU